This is a messenger RNA of Thermothielavioides terrestris NRRL 8126, 1417 nucleotides long. RefSeq lists its product as uncharacterized. Gene Ontology annotation, molecular function: isocitrate dehydrogenase (NAD+) activity; NAD binding; magnesium ion binding. The coding region runs from base 128 to 1303 and encodes 391 amino acids. The transcript is spliced from 3 exons. Gene Ontology annotation, cellular component: mitochondrion. Gene Ontology annotation, biological process: tricarboxylic acid cycle; isocitrate metabolic process. Lineage: Eukaryota; Fungi; Ascomycota; Sordariomycetes; Sordariales; Chaetomiaceae. The record is from RefSeq and is a predicted model, not a curated record.
CUCUUUUGUGUUUUGCGGCAUUUGCCCUGCAACCACGGUUUUCUGCUUCGCUGCCUUCGCCCUGUCACCACCUCGACGGCUUCUUGGAACUAGCCUCAUUUUCGUUCUCUCCGCUCAAUUGGCCAAGAUGCUAUCUCGGAACUCUACCCGCGCUGCUCAGCGGCUGCUCAGGGCCACUGCCCAGCCCCAAAAUCGCCUGAACGUUGCGCGCGGCUUCGCCAGCGUCAGCGACUCCCAGACAGUCCAGUCCGACAUCUUCAAGCCCACCAAGUACGGCGGCAAGUACACCGUCACGCUGAUCCCCGGAGACGGCAUUGGUGCCGAGGUUGCCGAGAGCGUGAAGACCGUCUUCAAGGCGGAUAAUGUGCCCAUCACAUGGGAGCAGAUUGAGGUGUCGGGCCUCGACACCGCCACGCCCACGGGCCGCACGGAGGAGAAGUUCCAGGAGGCCGUCGCCUCCCUCAGGCGAAACAAGCUCGGCCUGAAGGGCAUCCUGCACACGCCGAUCAGCCGCUCCGGCCACCAGAGCUUCAACGUGGCGAUGCGCCAGGAGCUCGACAUCUACGCCUCCAUCUCGCUGGUCAAGAACAUCCCCGGGCUCAAGACGCGCCACGAGAACGUCGACCUCUGCAUCAUCCGUGAGAACACCGAGGGCGAGUACAGCGGCCUCGAGCACCAGAGCGUGCCGGGCGUCGUCGAGUCGCUGAAGAUCAUCACUCGCGCGAAGUCGGAGCGCAUCGCCAAGUUCGCUUUCAGCUUCGCCCUGGCGAACAACCGCAAGAAGGUCACCUGCAUCCACAAGGCCAACAUCAUGAAGCUGGCCGACGGUCUCUUCCGUGGCACCUUCAGCCGGCUGGCCAAGGACUACCCCCAGCUCGAGUGCAAUGACAUGAUUGUCGACAACGCCUCGAUGCAGUGCGUCAGCAAGCCCCAGCAGUUCGACGUCAUGGUCAUGCCCAAUCUGUACGGCGGCAUUCUGUCCAACAUUGCCGCUGCGCUUGUUGGCGGCCCGGGUGUCGUCCCCGGCUGCAACAUGGGCCGUGACGUGGCCGUCUUUGAGCCUGGCUGCAGACACGUCGGUCUCGACAUCAAGGGCAAGGACCAGGCCAACCCCACGGCCAUGCUGCUCAGCGGCACCAUGCUCCUGCGACACCUCGGCCUUGACGACCACGCCAACCGCAUCUCCAACGCCGUCUACGACGUUAUCGCUCAGGGCAAGGUCCGAACCCGCGACAUGGGCGGCAAUGCCACCAACCAGGAGUUCACUCGUGCCAUCCUUAACUCGAUGGAGAAGGCUCUCUAAACACAUCCAGCAUUCAGGCAACACGGUUCACACGGCGGGCAUACGUAACGACCACAUUGCUGUGCCCGAACACCAGCACAACUUCAUUCCUCCCCAGAGAUAGACUGUCCAAUA